Messenger RNA from Acanthosepion pharaonis, 1530 nucleotides. The record is from the annotation of a GenBank genome assembly. NCBI's taxonomy places the organism in Eukaryota, Metazoa, Mollusca, Cephalopoda, Sepiida, Sepiidae.
AUGGCAAUACGUGACGUAUAUUCUCUUCCAACUCUUUUCUCACUAUUUUUGUCUCUUUUUUUUCACUGUCUCUCCUUCUUUCACUCACUUUACAAGCACUAUUCAUUUAUCGUUCUCUAUCAUUUUUUUUGUUUCUUGUUCUCUUCCCCCCCCUCUCUCUCUCUCUCUCUCUCUGGCGUCUAUUUUUUAACCUAUUUCUCUCUUUUCUGCUGGCUAAACUAUUUCUAUUUCUCUCGCUGUCUGCCAGUCUUGCUUUCAUUAUUCUCUCUUCCUGUGAAUCCUUCCUAUCUAUCUAUCUAUCUAUCUAUCUAUCUAUCUAUCUAUCUAUUUAUCUAUCUAUCUAUCUACGCCUAUUCAUAUCUAUCUAUCUACCAAUCUAUCUAUCUAUAUAUCUAUCUAUCGAUCGAUCUAUCUUCACUAUCUCUUAAUAUAUUUAAUGAUAUUUGUCCUUUCAGUCAUACCGUUGCUUUCUCUGCCUUCUUGUCCUUCUCUAUUUCUUCCAAUUCUUUCUUUUUCUCUGAUUUACUCUCAUUCUUGAAAUUAAUACAUUCCUAUUUCUCUUUACUAUUCUUUUUCAUUUUAUUUCUUUCAUUGAUCCAUGAUUCAUUCAUCAUUUCCUUCAAUUUAUUCAUUCAUGUUUUCUUUCAUUCGGACGUUCUUUUCUUUUCAUUCUUUCUUUUUCAUUCAUUCUUUUCUUCGUCCAAAUUUUCAUUCAGUCAUUCAUCAAAUACUUUGUUUUGUUUUUUCUUAUUUUUAUUUCUUCCUGCCUUUUGUCUUUUUUCUUUCUGUAAAUACGUUUUUUUUUUCUUUUUCGUUUAUCUUCCUUUGUUUUUUGGGGGUUUUUUUCUUACUGCAAUUCUUCCUUUCUUUUUUCUUCCCUUUAUUCUUUCUUUUAUUUUUCUAUUUUUUUCUGUUUUUCUUUCUUUCUUUCUUCCUUUCUUUCUCCCAUUCUUUCUUUUUUGUCUAGCAAAUAUUUCUUUUUCCCUCUUUUUACUCCUUUCUCAAUUCUCCUACCUUUCUUUCUUUCUUUCUUUCUUUCUUUCUUUAUUGUCUGUCUGCCUCACUGUCUUUUUUUCUUUUAUUCUUUUUUAUUCUUCUUUCACUUCCCUUAUCUCUCUUGCUUUCUUUCUUUCUAUUUUCUUUUUUUUUAAUUCUUUUUGCAAUUUAUUCUAUUUUACUUUCUUUGUUCUUUCUUUUUCUCAUAUUGCAAUUUUCUUGUAUCCCUUUCCUUCUUCUUUCUUUAAUUCUUCUUACACCUUUUCUUUCUAUUUUCUUUCUUUCUUUCUUUUUUUUCCUUUUUUCUGUGAUUAUUCUUCUUAUAAAAUAACCCUUCUUUUUCUAGACUCUUCUGGUGUUUUUGUUUUUUCAGUCUUGCUGUAUUCCCCUUCAUCCACCGCCAUUUCUUCUUUAUUAACUUCUCGACUUCAACAAUCCUUCCCUUUCUGUUGCCUCACGACCUCUCUCUUCCAUUCCGUCGACAUGUUUGUUUCCUCUUCUUGUUCUGGAAAGAUUAAUGCAGUUAUGAUGUAA